UCCACUGCAAUUGUCGUAAUCGCUUUCGUGUUUUUGUGCAUGUCUUUUAGGACCGAUCAUAACCGGUGACCGUAAUGUUUUGUUUUUCUGCAAACCAACGUGUCUGUGUUGGACUUUUACGUUGGAAGUCCCUGGUAGCAUGUCUAAAUAACAACUCUUCCGUAUUGAUUCUGAAGGCGUUCUCGACCUCUCGUGCUUUAACCACAAAAACGGUGAACACGCCCCUGAAGCAGUGGGUUUUUGAUAUUAGCCCUUUUAGCAAAGUGCGGGUUCAGCUUCAGUGUGACAUAUCCAUUCAACCACUGGACCCACACCCUUUCCCCGAGGCAAACCGUGCAUUUAUCACCGUUCAAAGUACCAGCCCAGAUCACGGCGUUAAACUCGACAAUUUUCAUGUGCACUAUAAUGACCAAAACAAGGAACUGUUGAUAUUGUCCGAGAAGGCCAACAACGACGUGUCAGUUGAGCUGUUCGCUCCCGUAAAAAGCGACCUUUACAUCACCACUCAAGGAAAGGGCAAUGUGCUUAUCCAGAAGAUGGAGAGUGAUAUCUGCAGGGUGCAGACAGAGUGGGGGAACUGUGUGCUACACUCCAUAAAGAGUCAUCAGGUUCUGGUCCAGUCUCAGGGAGGCAACAUCACAGGGAAGGGAACAAUCCAUGGCAACGUGGAAUUCUGCACCUCUGGAAACAGUACUGUGGAGAUGAAGAAGAUCCAGGGUACUACUAUGAACGUGUCAACAGAACAUGGCCCUGUGAAGGUGAAAGCCAUCUAUGCUGAGUCCACCUCCAUAGAGUCCUAUUCAGGGAACAUCCAGCUGGGACAUGUACAUGGUGAUGCCAUAGUGUGGAAUAAUACUGGAGAUAUAAUUGUAGAUGGUUCUAACAAUGGCUCGCUGAAGGUGUCAUCCAACAGUGGAAACAUUGAUGCAUAUGUAGGAGAAAGUUGCAGUGCACAACUACACUCUCAGCAAGGUGCAGUGUCUGUGCGUGUCCCUUCCUCUAUAAGGGCAGGAGUACAGCUGUGCGGAGCAUCAGUGGAGGUCAGCCAGGAGAUUGUUCUGCAGCAGUCUGAGAGAGAUUCCAAAGAUAACAUGACCAUUGUCACUGGCUAUAUGAAUGGUCAGCCCCAGGGCGGCCAGUGGAUCAGAGCCCAGGCUGACAGAGGCUCCAUUAGCCUGAAGACUCAAAGCUGGUUUGAGUCUCUGAAGUUGGGCAGCUGAUGCUUCAGAGUUCACUCCCAGGCUUAGGCCUUGUUCCAACAGUUGUCAUUUUUCCUGUCUACAUACUGUACAAAGUCCUCAACCACUCGAAGUAGAUCCUUAAUCAUGCUUCCUUAAUAUUUGGCAGUGGGGAACCGUCAGGGCCUGCUAUGCCAUAAGGCAUAGGUAUAUAUAUAUAUUGUAUUAUUUAGUCAUUUUUUAUUGACUUAAUCUUUUCAAUUCUUUAAUGAUUGUUUGAUUACAUUUCUUUAGUUUGGGUAGGAAAGAGGUCCACCAAAGGGAGAAUUCGAUCCAAUCAGCUUGGCCAGGCCUUCAAGAACUGGACCAAAGGCAUCAGCCAUCCAGCUGGAUUAGAGCAGCAUCUUCAAAUGACAGCAGAAUCAAACUUUUUAUUUUGCUGUUUAUUUAGUCAUAUUUCUGUCUGGUACUGCAGAUCUGUUCUUCUUGCAUGGAGUGGACAUGGUCACUUUUGGGACUAGCUGUCACAAUUUGUGUCCAUGACUAUUGUUAUUUUAGUACAGGUGUACCACAUCUUGGUCGGUGUGCCUUGUGGGUUUUGCAAGUUGUCUCAUUCUGAGUUUGUAGGACACUGCUGUCUUGCUGCCCUUAGCACAGGCCAGAGUAGUAAGUUAUAUGGUCUGUACUCUCAUUCACUGUAAUGCAAAUUUUCCAGCUCUGCUAAAAGUCUUUCCACACCCACACUGUAUUUGCUCCAUGCAUAAAGAAAUCAAACAAACACCAUUUGCUUUUGAAGUAGGCUAUCUGAGUGCUCAACAUUUAAACAGCAGGUUUUAGGCUAUGCCAGUGAUUAGGCCAACUGUUUUAAACGCUCUGCACUCUAACCAAAUUAGGUACGCUCCACUCCAGUUCCUCUGGCUCAGGCCUGUCAGAUUCAUUUAGGAUGUCAUCGAAAAGCAUUGAUUCUCUUGUAUUAACGCUAGAUUAGGCUUGUAUGUCAGGCACCAAAAGUAAAUAAGUGAUGCUAUAAUUCCGCAAUUUAUUUCUUGAUUACUCUGCAACGUUUUAGAGGAUAUUUUCCCCCACUUAAGGUCUAGUCACGAUUCGCCACAGAUGUCUAGUGACUAUUUAUCCCACUGACUGCUGUAUUCCUCUGUUACUGCUGGACUAACAUAGGACAAAAAUAUUUAUUUAAAAUGAGGAAUUAAUUAGGAAUUGAUUCAGGAGCUUUGCAUAAAUGUGUAUAUACUGCAUUGAUUCUUUGAUAUAAAAUAUUUCCAAAUGUAAAAUAAUUAGGUUUGUGGUUAUUAAGUGUCUGAUAACUGUGCUAGUUAAUGUGUGUUAUUUCAGGGUUUUAAUAUACCUCUGCAUAUUUGUGUGAGAUUGUCAGCUUAGACUGUGGACAUUCAUGUUGUGUUGUCAUAGUCCUCUCCACAGUCCUUUAACUAAUUCAUUUUCUUUGUUAUUUUAGCUUUUGCCAAGCGCUUGUACUGGCUCCUCUUCUUCCCAGGUGUUUUUGGUCUUGUCAGGUCGUCUGAUUGGCUGCAGCUGCUGGCCCAUGCUGUCAUAGCCGAACCAGUAGGGGGUGUCGUCGUUACUAUGCUCCCACUGCUCAACACAAGACCGCAGCCUCAGAGCUGCCUGCCUACACACACACACACACACACACACACCCUGUGACUGUCCUUCCAAAUUCAUGUGUAGGUUCUAGAAUGUU
Esox lucius (northern pike) is the source of this 2895-nucleotide messenger RNA. RefSeq names its product family with sequence similarity 185 member A (gene fam185a). The transcript has 8 exons. NCBI's taxonomy places the organism in Eukaryota, Metazoa, Chordata, Actinopteri, Esociformes, Esocidae. The coding region runs from base 75 to 1220 and encodes 381 amino acids. The record is from RefSeq and is a predicted model, not a curated record.